This is a messenger RNA of Prunus persica (peach), 1427 nucleotides long. Its product is annotated as mitogen-activated protein kinase kinase 9. Gene Ontology annotation, biological process: protein phosphorylation. Bases 444 to 1409 code for a protein of 321 amino acids. Gene Ontology annotation, molecular function: ATP binding; protein serine/threonine kinase activity. Lineage: Eukaryota; Viridiplantae; Streptophyta; Magnoliopsida; Rosales; Rosaceae. The record is from RefSeq and is a predicted model, not a curated record. The transcript has a single exon. Gene Ontology annotation, cellular component: cytoplasm.
CAAAUAAAAAUUUGGCAUUACCACAACUUAACCAAGAUCAGAAGAAAUCCAAAAGAUUAAUUAAGUUUUAGGUUGAAAUCUUUAUCGUGCACUUUUUUUUUCCCUUUUUUUUUUUGGGGAGUUUUUUAAAAUGAUAAAAUAUUUGAUUAUAAAAGGCAGAUUACUCCCAAAGGUGAUCAAUUUUAUUGCAAAAGAUAGAAGAUGUUGGAAGAUAACUAUUAAGCGUUGAGGGAUAUGGAUUUAACAAGAUUAUGAAUAUAUCAUAGCUACUAGUAAAUGUUUUGAAAUCCAAAUGUAGAUAAUUAUGUUUAAAUGUUUUGAAAUCCAUUUGGGUGAUGCCGGCUGCUUGGCCCACAAGUUCUUUUCUCACUCCUACUUGUAUUAGGAAAAAGGAAACCCUAUAUAAAUAAUCCACUCCACCAACACAUCCAAAAUAGAAACAAAUGGCUCUCAUUCGACAACGCCGCCAGCUUAAUCUCCGCCUCCCCUUGCCCGAACCCUCUGAGUGCCGCCCAUGUUUCUCCGUUCCCCUCCCUCCCAUCACCGCCAUCACAAACAACUCUUCCUUCGGCACUAUCUCCGCCGCCGAUCUCGAGAAACUCCAAGUCCUCGGCCACGGUAACAGCGGCACCGUCUACAAGGUAAAUCACAAGCGGACAUCCACGACCUACGCUCUCAAACUCGUCCAUGGCGACUCCAACGACCCCACAGUACGCCGUCAGCUCUUCCGCGAGAUGGAGAUCCUCCGCCUCACCGACUCUCCCCACAUUGUCCGCUGCCACGCUAUCUUUGAGAAGCCGUCGGGAGAUAUCGGGAUCCUCAUGGAGUACAUGGACUCCGGCACCCUCGAGACCUUGCUUAAAGCCCAAGGCACCUUCUCCGAGCCCAAUCUUGCCCCCGUCGCCCGCCAAGUUCUUAACGGCCUCAACUACCUCCACACCAACAAGAUCAUCCACCGCGACAUCAAACCCGCCAAUGUUUUGGUGAACAGCAACAUGGAAGUGAAAAUCGCCGACUUUGGCGUGAGCAAGAUCCUGUGCCGGACCUUGGACGCCUGCAAUUCCUACGUGGGUACUUGUGCUUACAUGAGCCCGGAAAGAUUCGACCCGGAUACUUACGGCGGCAAUUACAGUGGCUACGCCGGUGACAUAUGGAGCCUAGGGCUGACCCUGAUGGAGCUUUACAUGGGUCACUUUCCGUUGUUGCCUCCCGGUCAGAGACCCGACUGGGCCACGCUUAUGUGCGCCAUAUGUUUCGGAGAGCCGCCGAGCCUGCCAGAGGGGGUGUCGGAGGAGUUUCGGAGUUUCAUGGAGUGUUGCUUGCAGAAGGAGUCCGAAAAGCGAUGGACCGCCGCUCAGCUUUUGACCCACCCGUUCAUCUCUAAAGAUCCGAGUAUAUCCGUUUCCUGAUGGGUUGCUGGAUUUGUA